AUGGAGCAAGGAUCAGAGAUGGGACCGCCACCCACUCCAACCACGGUUAAUCCUCCGUCAUAUGCGGAAUCCGUGGCCGAAGCCAUUGACCUAUUUUUCUUUCCAGAUUGGCACUACAGAGGGGGAUGCGACGACUCGAUGCUCAAGACACUGGAUGACGUCCUUAACAAGGAUUUAUCUUUCAUGCACCCAGGGACGGACUUCUACGCGUUCUACUCCUUCCUUUUAAGGAUGGGAGAGCAACGACUAGAGGUGUGGAGCCCCGAAGGAGUUUUCCAACCCAUCGCCGUCAUCGAACUUCGAGGCACAUAUCUACGCGAACUACGUGGCUGCGAGGGAAGGGCUCUUAUUUAUUUGAUGCACCCAAAGAACGAGCCACACGUCAAAGAAUGCCAUUUCAUCAUCCAAGAAACUAUCUCGCCUUUACAGCAGAGGACCGGGGUUGCAGGAAAGCUGGUGUCACUGUUUGACAAGUCGAAGCGAGUCGAGCGGAAAUACUGGAUUAAGGCUGCACUCCAAGGGGAACGUUAUGUCUUUAGAGAAGUGGCCUCUGGUCAAGAACCAAUGCCGGAAGAGUGUGUUGGUGUCAAGUCCGUUUGUUAUCCAAGGUUCUGGCCGUGA
Molecule: messenger RNA, 621 nt
Organism: Aspergillus pseudotamarii
Lineage: Eukaryota; Fungi; Ascomycota; Eurotiomycetes; Eurotiales; Aspergillaceae
Exons: 1
Coding region: 1-621 (206 amino acids)
Source: RefSeq, a predicted model, not a curated record